Messenger RNA from Aspergillus aculeatinus CBS 121060, 986 nucleotides. RefSeq names its product putative nucleoside-diphosphate-sugar epimerase. Lineage: Eukaryota; Fungi; Ascomycota; Eurotiomycetes; Eurotiales; Aspergillaceae. The coding region runs from base 155 to 886 and encodes 243 amino acids. The transcript is spliced from 3 exons. The record is from RefSeq and is a predicted model, not a curated record.
UCUCCAGCGAAGGGGUGAGAUUGUUAGUACUUUGGACUGAUGCUUAUGCCCGCUACAUCCGUACUCCUUCUAGUGCCAAACGUCUAAUGAUCCCAAACCAUCCAUCCCCCACCAUUGAGUCUACUCCGCAUACAACAGAACAAGCACCUGCACCAUGAAAAUCAUCCUCGCCGGAACAACCGGGCUUGUAGGCCAAGAGGUCCUCACCCAGUGCCUGGCCCACCCCUCAAUCACCUCCAUCCUCGUCCUGUCGCGUCGCGAACUGCCCAAUAACAUCACCCACCCCAAACUCCAGGUCCACCGCAUGCAAGACCAGGACUUCCUCUCCUACGCCGACCCGCAGCUCGCCGCCUCCCUCCCCGGCGCCACCGCAUGCAUCUGGACGCUAGGCGUGCCGCCCUCGCGCGCGUCAGCUGACGAAGAGGCCUCCCGGAGAGUCACGCUGGAGUAUACCAGCCAGGCAGCCGUAGCGUUCAACGAGGCCUUUACUGCUUCUCUGGCCGGACCAGGACGAGAAGAAGCCCCUUCCGCGGCCGGCUCAAGAUUCCGCUUCGUGUACUUCAGCGGCGGGAUGGCGGAGCGCGAUCAGACGAAGUCUUUGUGGGUGACGGCGGGAUAUCGUCGGUUGAGGGGCCAAGCCGAGAAUAUCUUUCUGGAGUUUCAAGCCGGGCACUCCACCACGUUCGAGUCAUAUAUCAUGCGUCCAGGCAUGGUGCUCAGUCGCCAGGGGACACUGGCCGAUCGGGUCCGGAGUCUGGCGCCCUCCGUGCGGGUGGACGUGUUGGCGCGGGCGGCGGUCGAUCUUGCCGUUCAGGGGCAUUCGGAGAAGAUCUGGGAGAAUGCGCAGAUUACGGAGUGGGAGGGUGUUGGUGGGCGAGAGAGUUGAUUUCGAUCACUGGUGUCGAUCGCAGUUGUAGACUGAAGAUCCAUAUCAUGCGUUGUCAUGAAAUGCGGUUAUACUGGAUGCUUCUUGCAAUGGACGCUCA